Messenger RNA from Jaculus jaculus (lesser Egyptian jerboa), 1227 nucleotides. It is a transcript of the gene Pbx4, whose product is annotated as PBX homeobox 4. The record is from RefSeq and is a predicted model, not a curated record. The coding region runs from base 60 to 1007 and encodes 315 amino acids. NCBI's taxonomy places the organism in Eukaryota, Metazoa, Chordata, Mammalia, Rodentia, Dipodidae. Gene Ontology annotation, molecular function: DNA-binding transcription factor activity, RNA polymerase II-specific; RNA polymerase II cis-regulatory region sequence-specific DNA binding. Gene Ontology annotation, cellular component: nucleus. Gene Ontology annotation, biological process: embryonic organ development; eye development; regulation of transcription by RNA polymerase II. The transcript is spliced from 8 exons.
GCCACCCGCCCUCCGCACCUCCGCCUGUCCGCGACACGAGCGACGUCCUGCGGCAAAUCAUGGCCAUCACCGACCAGAGCCUGGACGAGGCGCAGGCCAGAAAGCAUGCUCUGAAUAGCCACCGGAUGAAGCCUGCUCUCUUCAGAGUGCUCUGUGAGAUCAAGGAGAAGACAGCCAUGAGCAUCUGUGGCACUCAACAAGAGGAUCCCCCUGAUGCUCAGCUCCUGAGGCUGGACAAUAUGCUGCUGGCCGAGGGCAUGUCCAGGCCAAAGAAGAGAGGACAAGGAGCUGUGGCAGUGGCUGGCACAGUGACACCAGGUGGCUGUCCAAAUGACAAUAGCAUUGAGCACUGUGACUACAGGGCCAAGCUGUCCCAGAUCCAACAGAUUUACCACUCUGAGCUAGAGAAAUAUGAACAGGCCUGCCAUGAGUUCACCACACAUGUCACCAACCUUCUCAGGGAGCAGAGCAGGAUGAGGCCCGUGUCUUCCAAGGAGAUCGAGCACAUGGUUGGGGUCAUCCAUGGCAAGUUCAGUGCCAUCCAGAUGCAGCUGAAACAGAGCACCUGUGAGGCUGUAAUGACCCUCCGCUCACGGUUCCUUGAUGCCAGGCGUAAACGACGAAAUUUCAGCAAGCAGGCAACAGAAGUGCUAAAUGAGUAUUUUUAUUCUCACUUGAGCAACCCUUACCCUAGCGAAGAAACCAAAGAAGAACUGGCCAGAAAGGGUGGCAUCACAGUGUCCCAGGUCUCUAACUGGUUCGGCAACAAAAGAAUCCGGUAUAAAAAGAACAUGGGGAAGUUUCAGGAAGAGGCUACCAUUUACACGGAUUCUCAGGGUCCCUUCCUGCUGACCAGUGCUGGGGACAUGGUUUUAGCCCUGCGGACCCUGGCUUUUCUACAGCCUCAGCCCCAGGUCAGAAGUGGCUGGCAGGGGACCAACAUCCUGCGUUCCAAUGCAUCACUAGCUGGAGACUCCCAUAGCAUCAAUUCAAAUGUAUCUAAUUAGAUUUUGGGACCUGCCAUGGGCACUGGCCCUUGUGUUCCCUAUUACAUCAGAAGCCAGGACCCAGCCCACUGGCCAACCUGCCAGACGCCACGUGAGCACAAGCACUGUUCAGUCUCCUGCCUCAGCUUGAUUUUUCAAAUUAUAGUUUCAUGGUCAAUGAUGGAUCAUUAGUCCAGAGCCUGUCCCCAAUUUCACCAUUAAAGUUUUCAACUUAUUUUCA